Messenger RNA from Angiostrongylus costaricensis, 429 nucleotides. NCBI's taxonomy places the organism in Eukaryota, Metazoa, Nematoda, Chromadorea, Rhabditida, Metastrongylidae. The record is from the annotation of a GenBank genome assembly.
AUGACUGAGAGAAAGAUCGAGAAACGAAUGCUGGUGAUUUCCCACUUCUGCCUUCAGCUCACAUGCAUCGUGGAUUUCGCGGAGCUGCUUUAUCUCGUACGACUUCAGUUUGGUGUGAACCCUCUUAGUAGUAGUGAGAUUUGUGAUCCGGAAAGCAUCGGUUUGCGUCGCGACAUUUGUGAGCGAAGAACGACUGCCGUGAUGACGAGCGAACGAGCGAAUGUGAAGGAAAUAUUGAUGAAUAAUCGUGUUCGACGUCAACCCCAUACGAAACGUAUUCUCUAUACUUAUGUGCCAAUUCCUCUCACAAAUCUACAUAAACGCGACCAUACAAACUACGGCGUGAUUCGGAAAGUGAAAGCGGAUUUGACGAAGCCCUCAUAUAACCACACCGGAUCAGGAGGAAUCAGACGACAACGAGAUUUUUAA